Molecule: messenger RNA, 1476 nt
Organism: Pleurotus ostreatus (oyster mushroom)
Lineage: Eukaryota; Fungi; Basidiomycota; Agaricomycetes; Agaricales; Pleurotaceae
Exons: 13
Coding region: 1-1476 (491 amino acids)
Cellular component (GO): cytoplasm
Molecular function (GO): cysteine synthase activity
Source: RefSeq, a predicted model, not a curated record
AUGGUUCCAUCACCGAGCUGGAUUUCGCGGAUAAACGUACCAUCACCAACAGCAAUUCGACAAAUCCUGUAUGGUGUCAUUCUGGGAGUUUCCUUGUCCAUCGCGUCCACGUCGUUGGCCGUCUAUUAUCAAGCACGCAAGCGGGAGCGUCUGGCGGCACAAUAUCAACCAAGGCCAAUAGAAUUAAGACGCGACGAAGUGCUUUCGGGAGUGACGGGGCUGAUAGGCAACACGCCUCUGAUUAGAAUCAAUUCAUUGAGUGAUGCGCUUGGUGUUGAGAUACUCGGAAAGGCUGAGUUCCUGAACCCAGGCGGCAGCGUGAAGGACAGAGUGGCUCUACGCAUGAUUGAAGAUGCCGAAAAAAAUGGUCUCCUUUACCCAUACACUGGUUCGCGCAUAUUUGAAGGUACCGUUGGCUCAACAGGAAUCUCAAUUGCGACGAUUGCUGUAGCUCGUGGAUACAAUGCUACUAUCAUCAUGCCAGACGACGUAGCGGAAGAGAAGGUCAAAGCUCUCCAUGCCCUUGGGGCAGAAGUCGAAAGAGUACGACCAGCCAGUAUUGUUGACAAGAAGCAGGCAACUCGCCGGCGCGCCAUUGAAUUUGGCAAACAGAGUAGCAUGGAUCGAGCCAACAGUCUUACCGACAACGGGUCUUCGCACCUACUCAAGUCUCCAUCCUCCGUAGUUAUUUCUACGUUGUCCACCCAUGCAACCUCAGGUGCCGACGCCGACCCACGUGCGGACGAGGAUAUCAUCAGCAAGCCUCGAGGAUUCUUUGCAGACCAAUUCGAGAACAAAAGCAACUUUGAUGCUCAUUUUGACGGUACUGGACCAGAGAUCUGGAGACAGACGGACGGUCGGGUAGAUGCGUUUGUCAGUGGGGCAGCUGGCGUUGGGCAGUACCUGAAGUCCAUGAACGAGGACGUCAUCGUGGCGUUGGCAGAUCCAGAGGGCAGCGGGUUGUACAACAAAGUACCUCUCCGCCUAUCCUCGCCGAUUUCCUGGAUCGCUGAGUUUCUCAUUCAGGUGAAAUACGGCGUCAUGUUCGAUCGCAAGGAGGCCGAAGGGACGAAGCGACGGCACCAGGUAGACACUGUCGUUGAAGGGAUUGGAAUCAACCGACUAACGAACAACAUAGAACUUGCCCUCCCGAUUAUCGAUGAUGCCUUCAGAAUAACGGAUGCUGAGGCUGUCAGCAUGUCAAGGUAUUUGGUGCACAACGACGGUCUUUUCCUUGGGUCUAGUAGCGCGUGUAAUUUGGUGGCGUGCGUGAAGUUGGUGCGCCAGAUGGGCUGGAAGGACGGGCAAAAGAUAGUCACCAUUCUUUGUGAUUCUGGUACCCGUCACUACUCGAAAAAUUUCGCAUCUAAUCUCAAACUUAGGAACGACGAAUACCUCCGCACGGCCAACAUACCAAACGAUUCCCAGAUUGUUCUGGACUUAUUAGACACUCCGAUUACUUCCUCCUCAGAAUGA